This is a messenger RNA of Spinacia oleracea (spinach), 1221 nucleotides long. RefSeq names its product F-box protein SKIP23-like. Lineage: Eukaryota; Viridiplantae; Streptophyta; Magnoliopsida; Caryophyllales; Amaranthaceae. Gene Ontology annotation, molecular function: protein binding. The transcript has a single exon. The coding region runs from base 1 to 1221 and encodes 406 amino acids. The record is from RefSeq and is a predicted model, not a curated record.
AUGGAAUCCAUAAACCCUAAAGAUCAUCGGAAAGUAUCUUGGUCGGAAUUACCACCGGAUCUCUUAAUAUCCAUCAUAGAACGCCUUGAUCCCCAAUAUGAUAUCUUCAACCUCCGGCGAGUUUGUAAGGCAUGGAAGACAACAGUUUCUCUUACCCUCGUCUCGAAAAACAUCUUAUCCCCUCUCAUCCCACAAUGUCUCCCAUUCGAUGAGGCAACGACAACCGAAUUUAGCGUGGUUAUGGGUUCGGUUAUCCAAAUUCAAUCACUUGCCAACCCGAAUCUCCCACCGUGUUUAUUAACCGUUACUGAAAUUAACUCGGGUAAGCUCUUCAUUAGACCUCCCCUUUUCAAACGUACUGCCACAAGACUACAUUCCGAUCAUGAUCCUCACAUUCUUCCCGAAGAUUUCCCACACGUUUUGGAUCUUUCCCGUUUUCGUGUAUCGGAAUUGGGUCGGUUCCAUAGCAAAAUACGUAAAAUCAAGUCUAAGCCAAACAAAUUAGUUAGGUUUAAGGCGGUACUAAUUAAGGAUCCGAAUUGUGAAAAUUGGGCCACUACGAUUAAUAACUACACUCUUGUGGAGAUGUCUCGAACCCAAUCCUUAUCAGCAACAAGGUUGGUUGCAAGUAACCCAGAAACACAUGAUGUUAUUUUCGAGACGAAAGAAAGAAUAAAGUUUCGUAACUUUGUCGAAUUCAAGGGGAAAAUUUAUGCAGUUGAUAAGGUUGGUAUGGUGUAUUCGAUGGAUUAUCAUACGUUGAAAAUGUCGAUGAUUACAAAAGUCGACAACUUUAAAAAUAUCUACUAUCUUGAAACUAAGAAAUAUUUAGUUGUAUCAUCAUCAAGUGAAUUAUAUUUAGUUUGUAGAAGGCGGACGAGAGAGGUUAAUUCUGGUACUUUUUCGGUGUUUAAGCUAAACGAGGAGAAGAAAAAGUGGGAUAAGAUUACAAGUAUAGGUGAUGAUAAGAUAUUGUUUGUCACUUUUGAUGGUUGUUUCUUCGUCUUGGCCAAUGAUUUUCCGGGAUGGAAAGGGAAUUGUAUUGUAUUCCAUUAUGAUAAGUAUAUUCGUACUUUGAACAAAUAUGUUGUUGGUGUUUUUCACCUCAACAGUGGUGAUUAUGGCACCCUAGACUCUUUUCCGGGCUAUUCUAACGUGUUAUGGCCACCACCGUCGUGGCUGUGGACCGAUACAUGUUCGUCCACAACAGGGGCAGAUUAG